Messenger RNA from Tarenaya hassleriana, 2530 nucleotides. Its product is annotated as BTB/POZ domain-containing protein At3g50780-like. The transcript has 2 exons. Lineage: Eukaryota; Viridiplantae; Streptophyta; Magnoliopsida; Brassicales; Cleomaceae. The record is from RefSeq and is a predicted model, not a curated record. Bases 646 to 2247 code for a protein of 533 amino acids.
AGAGAGAGGAGACAAUGGUAAAAGCAAAGAUAAAGAAAUCGGGGCACGACUCAUUCGGUCAAUCCCUUUCUCUUCGUUUCUUGCUUCGACGUCUCGCCUUUUUCUCUGCCUUUUCCUCUUUUCCUCCUUUGCAAUUGAAAGGAGCAUUAAAAAUUUCAACGAUUCUUCGUAUGGAGCGGCUAAAUUUUGAUUCUUUGGUCGUUCCUUUGAUGCUUGCCACCACCGCUAUCUCUCAGUCAUUGUACACAGUUCUGGGCUUAGAUGUUUAGGGAUCACAAAUAUGGUAUUUCUAGGGUUUUUCCUUCUAAUUCUCCAUAGCCCAGUACCUGGUAUGGUCUCCUUCCAUAUUUUCUACGGUUUUCUCGAAUAAAGUUGGCUCAUUGUUUCCUAAUCCUUAUUAAUUGUGUUCCCGGAACCAUGGUUGGGUCUUUGCCCCUGUGAUUGAGUUUGAAGAAAGUGGCGUUCUGGACAACUAGUCUUUACUGGAAUUCGAGUUUUUUUUUUUCCUUUUACACAUCUUUUAAGGAUUCGUUUAUUUUUCUCAGUCCUGAUAGAUAAGCUUUUGCCCGCUUAAGAGCAAAAUAUCAUGUUUUAGAGUUUAGAUUGUUGUCUGUUUUCUGUCAAUGAGUGAGCUGCUGUGACAGAAUGGCUGAGAUUAGGCUUGCGAAAGUGGAAGAGAGUCAGACAAAGAUUAGGAGUGUUCCAAUAGCCGUAACACCUGAAGGCUUCUGGUGUUGCCCUUCUCCAGCUGCUUUUCAAAAGACCCUCAAAUCUCAAAACCAUCUAAACAAAUCAAAACCAUCAUCGCCUCCUCCAAAACCCUCUUUCCCGAAGAAUCAGAAGCCGGAAACUGAGCAGAAACCGGCCUCUGCCACUAUAAGAUCAAUCAUUGCCUCCGAUGAUCAACAACAGGGUCUGAGACUUACUGGUUCUGACAUGCGCAACAUUGCUGCUCCGGCGGUUCCAGAGAGGUCGCAGAGGCAAAAGGUGGAGACUUUGCCUAGAAAAGUGGCGAUUGAGUUUGGUGAACCUGGAACCAGUGACAUGAAAGUGAUUUUGCUGGGAAAGCAAGGAUUUUGUGUGAAGCUGAGUGUUCACAAGAACGUUUUAUCGGAUAAUAGCAGUUUCUUUGCGAAUAAGCUGGCUGAGAAAGAUCCGGGCAUCUCGUGCCUUGAGAUCGAGAGAUGCGAGGAUGUGGAGAUAUACAUCGAGACUGUAGGACUAAUGUAUUGUAAAGAUAUGAAGCACAGAUUGAUGAAACAGAGUGUAAGCCGAGUUCUCCGUGUCCUCAAGGUUGCGGAAAAUCUUGGUUUCAGGGCAUGUAUCCAGUCAUGUUUGGAUUACUUGGAAGCGGUCCCGUGGGUUGGGGAAGAAGAAGAGAAAGUCAUCUCAUCGAUUCUCAGACUCAAGCACAAGGGCUUUGGGGUCAUGCCUGCCCUCAAACGAGUUGCUUCGGAUAUAGUGGACCCUCCCAAAGGGACAUUAUCCCACAUUAUCGAGCUUGUUCUCAGAAGCAGGGAGGAAAAGGGCCGCCGUGAGAUGAAGGCUGUAGUCUUGAAGCUCCUCAGGGAACAAAACAGUGUCAGCUCAGCUGACAACUUCAAUGAAACCAUCUAUUCCUCUUGUCAGAACUGCUUAGACUCGGUCUUGUCUUUGUUUAGACAGGCUGCAGAGGCAGAAACUGGUACUGAACCUGCCUCGAAGCAAAUAGCUGUAGAGGCAGAUAACCUCUCAUGGCUGCUUGACAUAUUGGCUGAAAGGCAAGGAGCAGAGGAGUUCGCUGUCACAUGGGCCAACCAGAAAGAACUCAUUUCAUUGCAUGAAAAGCUUCCAUUGAUGUUACGGUAUCACAUCAGCCGGGUGACUUCACGGCUGUUCAUAGGGAUAGGCAGAGGAGAACUCUUGCCAUCGAAGGACACUCGCCUCGCACUGCUGAGAAUGUGGCUGCAACCGCUGAUCAAUGACUAUAACUGGCUCCAACACGGUUGCAGAUGGUUCGAUGCGAAACUGGUGGAGGAAGGAAUCGGCCAGACGAUUCUGACACUACCCCUUGAAGAUCAGCAGAGCAUUCUGCUUUCAUGGCUAGGAAGUUUUCUUUCAGCUGGUAAUGGAUGUCCGAAUCUUCAGGGAGCAUUUGAGGUCUGGUGGCGUCGCUCAUUCAUCAGACCGUACACAGUGACAGAUCGUCCAGGCAACGGCUUGUUUCAGGCAGAGUGUUCGACCAACUCAAGCUGGAAAGAAGAGUGAGUUAGAGAGAGAGAGCUGUGUGUGUUUGUACAGUUUCUGGAGGGAACGUGUGGUGAUGGUUUCUUCAGUUAUGUUGGUUGGUUUGCUUGGUUUACAAGGUACCUUUACAGAAGCAAUGGUUAAUGAUGCUUAAGCGGCGGAGUAAAAUCUCUGUGGAAUUUCUCGUAUAGAUUAUAUGAUUAACCUUUGUAUUUAGAAAACUUUUUGUGGUUUUCAUCUUUAAUUUCCUCGACACUUUUUUCUGUAUCUCUCAGUUUGCAAUGCCAUUGACGGAUUCUGUGUA